Molecule: messenger RNA, 1424 nt
Organism: Rattus norvegicus (Norway rat)
Lineage: Eukaryota; Metazoa; Chordata; Mammalia; Rodentia; Muridae
Gene: Tssk1b
Product: testis-specific serine kinase 1B
Exons: 1
Coding region: 117-1214 (365 amino acids)
Biological process (GO): spermatid development
Cellular component (GO): acrosomal vesicle
Molecular function (GO): transferase activity; ATP binding; protein serine/threonine kinase activity
Source: RefSeq, marked provisional
GCAGGCCUGGCCAGCUCAGAGGACUCUCUGUCCACAGUAUAAAUGAAAACACUGCUGGCCCAUGUCUGGCAGGGAUGUAGAGGGCAGCCUCAGAGGCACUGGGCACUCCCGGCACCAUGGAUGACGCAGCCGUCCUCAAGCGACGAGGCUACAUCAUGGGGAUAAACUUAGGAGAGGGCUCGUAUGCCAAAGUCAAAUCCGCUUACUCUGAGCGCCUAAAGUUCAACGUGGCGGUCAAGAUCAUCGACCGCAAGAAAGCCCCCACGGACUUCCUGGAGAAAUUCCUUCCCCGGGAGAUUGAGAUUCUGGCCAUGCUAAACCACCGCUCUAUUGUCAAGACCUAUGAGAUCUUUGAGACGUCAGAUGGCAAGGUCUACAUUGUCAUGGAGCUUGGGGUCCAGGGUGACCUCCUUGAAUUCAUCAAAACCAGAGGAGCCCUGCAAGAGGAUGAUGCUCGAAAGAAGUUCCACCAGCUCUCCUCGGCCAUCAAGUACUGCCACGACCUGGAUGUCGUCCACCGAGACCUCAAGUGUGAGAACCUUCUGCUUGACAAGGACUUCAACAUCAAACUGUCUGACUUUGGCUUCUCCAAGCGCUGCUUGCGGGAUGAUAGUGGUCGGCUGACAUUAAGCAAGACCUUCUGUGGGUCAGCAGCUUAUGCGGCCCCCGAGGUGCUGCAGGGCAUCCCCUACCAGCCCAAGGUGUAUGACAUCUGGAGCCUGGGUGUGAUCCUCUACAUCAUGGUCUGUGGCUCCAUGCCCUACGAUGACUCCAACAUCAAAAAGAUGCUGCGCAUCCAGAAGGAGCACCGCGUCAACUUCCCACGCUCCAAACACCUGACUGGUGAGUGCAAGGACCUCAUCUACCGAAUGUUGCAGCCAGAUGUCAACCGGAGGCUGCACAUUGAUGAGAUCCUCAGCCACUGCUGGGUGCAGCCCAAGACUCGAGGUCUGUCCUCUGGAGCCAUCAACAAGGAAGGGGAAAGCUCCCGGGCCGCUGAGCCCUCAUGGACCCCUGAACCUGGUGCUGAUAAGAAGUCUGCCACCAAGUUGGAGCCUAAGGAAGAGGCACGAGCUGAGGCCCAAUCUGAGACAAAACCCCAGGAAGAUAAUGUGCAGGUGGCCAGGCAGUCAGAGAACGUGGGCCUCAGCAGCGAACUGAACAGGGCCACAGAGGAAGGGCAUCCCCAACAGCCUUCAGAGACACAUACUUAGUGAGCCUCUUGCAGCCCAGGGGGCCAGCAGGGAAGGAGGCAGAGCUCAUGGCUUGAAGCCUGAGCCUAGAAGUCAAGGGACGAGAGAGAGAAGGAAGACACUCCCGGAUGAGCUAUUUUCGUCACUUUCUUCUCCCCCUCCUUUGAACUUGGUAACUCACAUGGCUAAAGAAGCAAUAAACCACUAUAUGGGUGCACACCCUCAGGUGAA